Messenger RNA from Gryllus bimaculatus (two-spotted cricket), 4114 nucleotides. Lineage: Eukaryota; Metazoa; Arthropoda; Insecta; Orthoptera; Gryllidae. The record is from the annotation of a GenBank genome assembly.
UCUACUGGACUACUAAGCACGUGCUUGAUAACGUAAGAAAACCUGUGCCUGUGUGGAUAAUACUUUUUCGGAAUUAAAAGCUUUGAGGAAAAUAGACAGCUCUCUGCACAAAAAGGUGCGCUUGUGAGCGAGCCUUGAGAAUUGAAUUGAUUAACAAUACGUGUAAAGGUCGUUUAUAUCGGUGGGUUUGAGUCUAGUAUCCAUUCAUAUUUUAAACACCCGCGUUUUUGGUCUUGGAAUGCGGGAAGAAAGGAAGUGCGUGCGUAUGCGCAAGUGUGGUGGAAGGAAGCGAAGAUAUGGUGAAGGACGCAAUGUUUUAAAGCAGUUGGAGUAAACAAAAAAGGAAGCAUAUGUGUCAUGAAUGUUACUAUUUAGCUUGCACACGUAGCAUUUGCAGCAUCUGCGUAUUACUACAGAUAACUGUUUCGACAUGGGAAAUGCGGAUACGAAACUAAAUUUUCGAAAAGCUGUCGUACAAUUGACAUCAAAGACCCAACCAAUUGAUGCAAGCGAUGACAGCUUCUGGGAUCAGUUUUGGUCAGAAAAUGUCAAUAACGUUCAAGAUGUUUUUACUCUGGUACCAGCACCAGAAAUAAGAGCAUUGCGAGAAGAAGCACCAUCAAAUCUUGCAACGUUGUGUUACAAAGCAGUCGAAAAGUUAGUGAAGGCAGUUGACAACAGUUGCAGAACUCAACACGAACAGCAAACUGUUCUGAACUGUGUGAGACUUUUGACACGUCUUUUACCCUACAUUUUUGAAGACCCAGAUUGGAGGGGUUUCUUUUGGUCAAGUUUACCAGGACAGUCAGAAGAUGAUGGUGAAGAUCAAUCAAUGCCUUUGGCACAGUCAUUAAUAAAUGCUAUUUGUGAUUUGCUUUUCUGCCCGGACUUCACAGUUGCUGGAAGCAGAAAAGUUGGACCAGACAAAGCAGAAGAUCUUCAGGCUAUUGAUAGCUGUGAAUAUAUAUGGGAGUCUGGGGUAGGAUUUGCUCAGUCUCCCCCUCGGUAUCCACAUUUGGACGCAAACAGAACUGAAUUGCUUAAGUUACUUUUAACUUGCUUUAGUGAAACCAUGUACCAACCACCUGUUGACAUCCACACAUCACCUAAUAGAUGGAUUCAGUACUAUACUUCAGCAGAGAAUCGCCAUGCCCUUCCAAUGUUCACUUCACUAUUAAACACAGUUUGUGCUUAUGAUCCAGUGGGACUUGGUGUUCCAUACAAUCAUUUAUUGUUUUCUGAUUCCCUGGAACCCUUAGUAGACACAGCUCUGCAGAUUCUUAUAGUUACUUUGGAUCAUGAUACAAGUGGUGGUGGUGGUGGUGGUGGUAGUGGGGCAACUGAAGGAGAAGAAAUUUCUGUUCCAGACAAUUUGUUUAUUAAUUAUUUAUCUCGAAUUCACCGAGAUGAAGAUUUUCAUUUUGUGUUGAGAGGUUUCACCAGACUUCUAAAUAACCCUCUUGUGCAAACUUAUUUACCCAAUUCGACUAAGAAGGUUCAGUUUCAUCAAGAACUCCUUGUCUUUUUCUGGAAGAUGUGUGAUUAUAACAAGAAAUUUUUGUAUUAUGUUCUGAAAAGCAGUGAUGUGCUUGAAAUACUUGUGCCUAUUUUGUACCAUCUAAAUGAUUCCAGAGCUGAUCAGUCUCGAGUUGGUCUAAUGCACAUAGGAGUAUUUAUUUUGUUGCUGCUGAGCGGUGAACGUAAUUUUGGUGUCCGUCUGAAUAAGCCUUAUACUGCCACUAUUCCUAUGGAUAUUCCAGUUUUCACUGGCACUCAUGCUGAUCUUCUGAUUGUGGUUUUCCACAAAAUUAUAACAACUGGUCAUCAACGUCUGCAACCUCUUUUUGAUUGUCUUCUUACUAUUCUUGUCAAUGUUUCUCCUUACUUGAAAACACUGUCAAUGGUGGCCAGUACAAAAUUGCUGCAUUUACUGGAAGCUUUCAGCACUCCAUGGUUUUUAUUUUCAUCCCCAACGAAUCAUCAUUUGGUUUUCUUUCUUCUUGAAAUUUUCAAUAAUAUCAUCCAGUACCAAUUUGAUGGAAAUUCUAAUUUGGUGUAUACAAUUAUUCGAAAAAGGCAGGUAUUCCAUUCUUUGGCCAAUCUACCAUCUGAUUAUGGUACAAUUACAAAAUCUCUCACCAAACGAACAAGACGUCAUUUACCAAGUGCUACCUCAACAGAAAAUGUUAGGGACUUACCAAGUAUGGAAGGAUCUCAUCCAGCAUUGCCUGCAGAACCAGGAACUCUCAAAGCUACUCUACCAGAUACCCCAGGUAUUGAUAAAAUGACUGAAAAAGAAUCAGCUCAUCCAUCCCCUCAUCAACUGAGUGAACUUACAAUUUCUGGUCAGACUAAUGGAAUUAAAAACAGUGAAGCUUCACUUGUACAAGCCUCUGCCACACAGAGUGUGCCUACAUCAAACAUUGAAAACCCCAGACAAGGUGAUGGAGAAGAAAUUGCUAAGUCCAAGAGUGCACCAGUUACACCUGGCUCACCAACACCUUCAAUUCACUCAACAGCAAGCACCCGCUCAGCAUCAGGUAGAAAACACUCUGAGUCAUCAACCAGUGGUGGAGGAGGAAUUCCUAGAUCUGUUUCACAGCGUCAGAGCAUCCGGCUGACUGAUGCUAAUUCUCUCGGCCAGGGAAGCGGAUCAGGACAAUGGAUACCUACUUCUGAUUGGGUGAAUUCAUGGAAGACCAAAUUACCAUUGCAAACAAUUAUGAGGCUUCUUCAGGUGCUUGUACCACAAGUGGAAAAGAUAUGCAUUGAUAAGGGCUUGACUGAUGAAAGUGAAAUUUUAAAAUUUCUUCAACAUGGUACCCUCGUGGGUCUUUUGCCGGUCCCUCACCCAAUCUUAAUAAGAAAAUAUCAAGCCAAUACAGGUACUACCACAUGGUUUAGAACAUACAUGUGGGGAGUUAUCUAUUUGAGGAACGUGGACCCUCCAAUUUGGUAUGACACUGAUGUCAAAUUAUUUGAAAUUCAGAGAGUGUGAAGUGGUUUUGUUACUCUUAGGAGCUUGAAUAAUUUGUUUUCUUACUUUUCACUCUUCAAAUGAUUGAAAAUUAUUGUGAGAGUGAUCCUGAACAUUCCUGCUAGCAUUUCAUUUUGUUUACAAGUGUUUUAGUAACUGUACUAUAUCGAACAGAAAUAUCUUUUGAGUGUUUAUCUUAUAAUUUUACUUCGAGAACAGGGAUUACACAGUAUUUUAUUACAAUAGAAUGUGAUGUUGAACAUCUAUUUUACAUAAUUUAUGAAAAAUGUUUUUAUAUUUAUUGCAAAUGUAAGUUGUCAUGUGUGUGAUGUAGUGGCACUCUUUCUGUGAUUUAUUUGUUUAUUGAAGGUGUGUGUUGUUUGCCUUGUUCAUGAAAAAUGUAUUGAAUGAUGUUUGAUGUAGCUAUAUAUUUAACUAAUGUUGCUUUUGUCUGUACAUCUAUAUAAAAAUGUAGUUACCAUGUUUCCAUAUGAAAUAUGCCACACAAAAAUACUUCUGAUAUCUACUUGAAUUUUGUCUUACUAAACUUUUAAAGCCUGAGCUCCUACUUCCUAUUCCUUGUCAAUGUAUUGCGUAAUCAACAUUUUCAGUAAUGUAAUUUUGUGCCUUAACCGUGCUGCAUCAUUUGGGUCUUUUUUGACCCGAUGCCUGAUUUGUGUUCAAAGUACUUUUUUUCUUUUUUGUAUUAGGCUUAUGAAUUUUCUUGACAUUAAUUUUAACUGUUACUACAAAUUACUAGCUAAUUUAAUUACUACUAGCCAGUCAAUAUAUAUUGCAUUUUUUGAGAAACAAAAAGAAUGCACAAAUAAGUUGUUCAAAUCCUUUUUGUUCUUCCCUGUUGGGCAUGGGAAGAAACCAAAGCUCCUUUAUUGACACAGAAACUUACAAUUCAACACAGAAAUUAUGUUAUAAUUUCUGUGUUGAAUCGUAAGGUUUAACUUGAUCUUUACACAAUCAUGGUCCUAAAUUUUUGUUUUAUUUAGAUGUUAAUCAGUAUUCUUAUCUAUGUUUUGACCUUUCCAACAAUUGAGAAUAACAAGUUGAAAGGAACCCAAGAGUGUGUCUCAUUUAUCAAAGGAAGAAAUCAUAAAACGCAAUAAAUAAUUCAGAUGAAUU